ACGUUGCGUAGUAAUUAAAAUUAAGUUUGAUCAUUAUUUCAUGUCUAGUAUAAAAUUGGGGCAGUAACAUUAUCUAAUUAAUUCCAUAUGAUUUCAUAAUUAAACUUGUCUAAUUUGAUUUGAAAAUGGCAAGACGAUUAAGCAUUUCUUCUAUCCUCCUCCUACCUAUUGCGUUUUUAUGGAUUCUUGUCACUGUAAAUUCUUCCCUUGAAAAUUGGCCAAAUCAUGGAGGUGACCUACAAAACAUGAGAUAUGCUUCAAAAGAGACCAAGAUUGGUCCAAAAACUGUUCAAAAUAUGAAACUAAAGUGGAUAUUUGAGGCUCAAAAUGAUAUAACAGCAACACCAGCAAUAUAUAAUGGAAUUUUAUACUUUCCUAGUUGGGAUGGCUAUAUAUAUGCAGUUAAGGCUUCUAGUGGUUCCCUAGUGUGGAAGCAGUUCAUUCAAGACCUCACUGGUAUCCCUUCGACGGGCUUAAUUGUUAAUGUGAAUGUGACCGUGGCUCGGGCAACACCUACGGUGGCUCCGGACUUGGGUUUACUUAUUGUUGGCCUUUAUGGACCGUGUUAUGUGCUUGGUCUAAGAAUCAACGACGGUUCACUGGCUUGGAUGACUAAAUUGGACGCUCAUAUUGAUAGUCUUAUUACCAUGUCCGGGACAUACUCCAACAGGGCCUUUUACGUGGGGGUAUCAUCACUAGAAGAAGAAAGAAGCAUAGAAGAAUGUUGCCACUUUCGUGGUAGCUUUGUUAAAAUAGACGCUAAAACUGGUGUCAUACUCUGGAAAACGUACAUGUUACCUAAUAACAAUGGACAACGAGGGGAGUAUGCCGGGGCAGCAAUUUGGGGAAGUAGUCCACCCAUCGACGUACCAAGAAAACUUGUGUACAUAGCCACCGGGAACCUCUACUCCGCCCCACAACGAAUUAGAGAUUGCUCGGAAAGAGAAAACAACCAAACAUUCCCUACUAACACGACGUCGUGUGUAGAGCCUGAAAAUCACUCUAAUUCAUUUUUGGCCUUGGAUUUAGACACAGGAAACAUAAAAUGGUAUCACCAAAUAGGUGGAUAUGAUGUUUGGUUCUUUGCUUGUCAUAAUAUCUCUAGUAGUCCUGAUUGUCCUCCAGGGCCUAACCCUGAUGCUGAUUUUGGUGAGGCACCGAUGUUACUUACUGUUAAGAUUAACUCUACUAGGAAGGAUAUUGCAGUUGCUACUCAAAAAAGCGGGUUCACUUGGGCUCUUGAUAGGGAUACUGGGGACCUAGUUUGGAGUACGGAAGCUGGACCAGGAGGAUUGGGAGGAGGUGGUAUUUGGGGAUCAGCCACAGACGGAAAAAGAGUAUACACCAACAUAGCCAACACCGAUCAACAGAAUUUCAUCCUUAGUCCUUCUAACAAAAGCACUACCGCAGGUGGAUGGGUGGCAAUGGAAGCUUCAACUGGUAAGGUGUUAUGGUCUUUAGGGAACCCUAGCAAUGCCUCCACACAAGGCCCUGUCACGGUGGCUAAUGGGGUGGUUUUUGCGGGAUCAACCAAUAACGUAACAGGACCUAUUUAUGCCAUUGAUGCAAAGGUUGGUAAUAUUUUAUGGUCAUAUGAUACGGGAGCUACCAUCUAUGGAGGUGUAUCAGUGAGUGAUGGGUGCAUUUACGUUGGUCAUGGAUAUAAAGUAGGGUUAGGAUCAUUUAAUCCUGCUUUUAGCACAGGAAAAUCAUUGUUUUGUUUUUGUGUGGACUAAGAUUAAUAUAAUCAAAAGUUGCACUUAUAUGAUAACAUUGUCAUGUAAUAAUAUCAACAUAAUAUAAAGCAUACAACUAACAAAUGGAUGUUGCUAAUAAUAGUCAAAUAUGUUGCUCUGUUGCCUCUGUAUGUAAGUACACAAUACAUUGAUUAUCUUGCCAUACCUGCCUAUUGAUAGCUUCAUGAAUAUCAUGACAUGUACACAACAAUAUAAUAAGCUCAGACUGCUUGCUAAUUUAACUUCCAACUAAGAUGAGAUCAAACCCGUCAUCCAAGUAUAUAAUUUUUCCUAGUAUUUGCUGCUUGGGUAAAUUUAUAAGCUGAACUGUUAAAUUCCGUAGUGGCUCGAUAACACUUACAGAGGAAGCAUUGUUAAGCCCAAACAAAACUAUAUGAUACAUAGAAAACAACAGGAACUUAGAAACCAAUACCUGUAAGCCCCGUACUUGAAAGCUGGCACUUGGGAAUUGGGAUCCAAAAAGUUGCAUAUAUCAAGUCUAUCGACCCACUAACAUUUGGUAUGGUAUCUGUCACUUAAGGCAUUACCUACCUGAAACCACAAAUCCUCACAAGCAGAGGAUCUCCUUGGAAGCUUGAACAAUGACCUACAGAAGCGACAUUAUCAUCCACCGUGCAUCUGCUGUUUCAAGUUCAUCAUUGGUUAUAAAAUCCCA
Chenopodium quinoa (quinoa) is the source of this 2412-nucleotide messenger RNA. RefSeq names its product polyvinylalcohol dehydrogenase-like. The transcript is spliced from 4 exons. Bases 126 to 1736 code for a protein of 536 amino acids. The record is from RefSeq and is a predicted model, not a curated record. NCBI's taxonomy places the organism in Eukaryota, Viridiplantae, Streptophyta, Magnoliopsida, Caryophyllales, Amaranthaceae.